Alternaria alternata is the source of this 2690-nucleotide messenger RNA. Its product is annotated as MFS general substrate transporter. The record is from RefSeq and is a predicted model, not a curated record. Gene Ontology annotation, biological process: transmembrane transport. Bases 458 to 2347 code for a protein of 629 amino acids. NCBI's taxonomy places the organism in Eukaryota, Fungi, Ascomycota, Dothideomycetes, Pleosporales, Pleosporaceae. The transcript has 3 exons. Gene Ontology annotation, molecular function: transmembrane transporter activity.
AUUUUUUCGAACGCGUACCGAGUAUCAUAGGUAGUGGUUGUGGUAAAGCGCUUCGUGAUGGUGUUGGUGGUUCCCACGAAGAACGUGGACCCUGGAACUGUUCGUUGGCGGCUUCUACUCCGCCCAAGCUUCAAGCCGAUGACGACUGUCGCGUCGGCUUUCUUCCAUCGUCAUCACCAUCACCCUCAACGCCAUCACACGACAACAAACCUCAUCGCGCCAGCAGUCGCAUCGUUCGGAAUUCGGAAUAGAUAGCAGCGCAUCGCGGACACGGAAAUAGCUGACUCGUGCUCACCGCAAAUAGCGCAUGACCACGAGCGGCUAGCUGUGAUUGCGGGGUGCGCCCUUCCUGUGGACUCAGCAUGCGAGCAAGCAUGAGCGUUCGUGACUGUUCCUGCUCUUCUUCUCUUCACUCUGCGGCUUUGACUAGCAUGCAUCCUUCGCUAUCACCGCCGCCAUGACAGAACACCGGCUACCAGUUAAACAACUGGUGAUUCUAUCAAUAUGCCGCUUUGCCGAGCCCAUCGCCCUCACUUCCGUUUUCCCAUACGUGCCCGAGCUUAUGGAAUCAUUUGGUAUUCCUCAAAAUGAUAUCGCGCGCUGGGCUGGCAUCUCGUCGUCGGCAUUCUCGUUAUGUCAAGGCUUCACAGGCCUCGUCUGGGGUGCCGCAUCCGAUCGCUAUGGAAGGAAACCUAUCAUAUUGUUUGGACUAUUCAACACCAUGUGGACAAUGUUGCUAUGGGGCUUCUCGCUCAACCUACCUAUGGCUUUGGCUGCACGCGCCCUGGGAGGACUAUCAAACGGCAAUGUAGGCAUCCUCAGAACUACAGUUGCAGAGCUGUGCCCAUGGAAAGAGCUCCAGCCGAGAGCGUUCAGUGUCAUGCCCUUGGUUUGGACAGUGGGUGCCACGUUUGGACCUACCCUAGGUGGAGCCCUAGCCAACCCGUUGGGUGUCGAUCCUCGGAAACCCAGAGGCACUGCUUUACUGGAGAAAUUUCCGUAUUGUUUGCCAAACCUUGUAGCGGCUGCAUUCUUCACUACGGGUAUCGUAAUAGGCUGGCUGUUUCUCCAAGAAACUCUGGAAAGCAAGAAGAACGCACCAGACCUGGGCCUGAGAACUGGGGCUAGAUUGAUAGCAUUCAUUCGCAAGAUACUGCACCUGCCGACCCAAAAGCAGAACGGCAAUUCAGAACGCGAGCCGCUACUCGGUCAACAGAAGAUACUUGACAGUGAAGCGACACCACAGCAUGAGGUUGCUCAUGAGGUAGUCAAGGAAAAAGCACCAAGAUACCGGGAUGUGUUGACAUUUCAGACGUCGCUAAACCUUGCCGUGUAUACGUUGCUCGCUAUGUACACCCAGGCAUAUGAUCAGCUACUUCCAGUGUUCAUGCACCAUCCAGUACAACUCGCAGACGAUCCAACCGUAUCCUUGCCUCUGAAAUUUGCAGGAGGCUUUGGUAUCGAGUCUCGACGCAUCGGCAUCAUUUUUACUGUGUUUGCCAUAUCGUGUACCAUGUGUCAAUUCUUACUUUUCCCACCUAUCGCGCGCUAUCUUGGUGUCGUUCGCUGCCUCCGAAUAGCAUUUCUCAUCUUCCCAUUUGUCUUCUUCGUCACACCAUUCUUAUCGCUUAUCCCAGAUCCAAUCACCAGGGAAGUCGCCAUGGUGCUGCUCUUGAUGGUUAGAGGAGUGGGUGGUACAUUUGCUUUCCCUACUAGUACUAUCAUGCUCACGAACAGUGCGCCUAGUCUACGUGUUCUAGGGACCAUCAAUGGUCUAGCGACGAGUUUCAGUGCUUUUGGCAGAGCAGCUGGACCCACUUUGGGAGGCGGCUUGUUUACUUGGGGUGUCAAGCGUGGCUAUGUCAUCGUACCGUUCUGGACUAUGUCUGCGAUUGCAUUCGCUGCCUCAAUACCAACAUUCUGGCUAGUUGAGGGUAAAGGGUUCGGAGACGACUCAGAUAUCGACGACGAAGAAAACGUCAUCGAGACGGAAGAAGAGAUUGAUGAAGGCGCAAGGAUGCCCACAGCAGCGUGGCAUGACGAUGCUGCGAUAUCUGAAUCAGAGUUUGGCGAUUUCGGAGAGCCACCAAACAUACUGAGCCUUACCACGACGCGAUCGAGCGUGGCUAUGGCAUCUGAUGACGAAGACGACGCGUCGGUGUCGGUAGGACGGGGACAGUCGAUUAAUGCCUUGGAGACGACGAGGAGUGGUUCGCAGAGUAGACGGCGGAAGAUUGUCAGGAGGACAUCUUCGAUACCAAUUGGUAUGGGCAAGGGCUUUAGGCGCUACAGUUCCAACUUGGGCAGCACGGGUAUUGGUGGCGGUUAUAGUUGGGGAGGCGCAUAGAUCAGAUCUACAUUAUCGGGAUGUGCCUUAAUCGAUCACAGCUUUUCGGUCCUUGUGGAACUCAGCAGUGAAGACUCAUAUGUAGCCUCCCAAUUAGCUAGCUCACUCAGCAACCCGUUCCAGCCAAUGAUCGAUGCACAGCUCAUCUCCCAUACAAUCGAUGUAUGACUCCAAGUCAGUGUUGAGCCUGAGCAUAGCAGCUCUAGCGAUACCCGGCUUGAAAGUACACGUACACAUACACAUGUAGCUAGUACAAAACAAAUCAUGAUGGAAUUUCAGAUUGACUCUGCAGCUAGGGGUCGACUACUAGGGCACAAACGGAAGUAUUCGGCGAUGGCUUCAU